AAUUCUUAAAAAAAAAAGAAUUGGCAACAGGCCAACAGAUCUGAAAUAAUUUGAAUCUUGUGCUCGUCUCGACUGCUUAUCGUCAGUCAAAUUGGUUUUGAGAAACAACAUGGCACCUCAUGUAUAUAUCCUUUUAUUAUUAAUAUUGAAUGGAUAUUAUGAAAGUGCCGAUGCCUCUUGUGAGACACCAAAGUGCACAUGCGCCAUUGAAGGGGAAGAGGUAGAGGUGGAGCAAAAUCUUUCCGGAAAUGAAGCUCUGGCGGGAACUGUGGGAGCACUAAGUUCCCUGCUUUUAACCGGAAGUGGUUUGGGAUUGUACAUGCUCUACCAAAAGCGAUGCAAAACCCCAACUCUAACAAGACAGGUGUCUGAUUUGUCCUUGAGUAAACACCCGCCUACAGGCCGGAGCAAAAUGUCACCCCCACCGCCGUAUCGCCCCGACACCUCGGCCUCCAGGAACAUUUACCGAGCGGGCAUGAAGGACCCCACUAGUCACCGCGUGGGCAGCCGCAGUGGCAACCAACACGUGUAUGAUAAGAUGUCGGACUGGAAUUAGACCACAAAUCGAUAUCGAAGUUAAUUGACACAUAUUUAAUUCAAUUCAAUCACAUUGAUUCACAUCUUCUAUUAAUUUUAUAUAUUGCGUUAAAAUUUGGAAACAGAAGCAUUUAUCUUUAUUUUCUUUUUUGUGAAAGUCUACAGUUACUAUAUGUGUAACAUCAAUGGAAAUCUUCCAAUGUUUCAGUGUAUAAAAAUAACAUUCUUUUCGAUGUUUGAUGACAAAAGUGCACUUCACUGCAAUGCUUAUAGAUUUACUUUGAAGUUUAUAUACACAUGAUAUUUAUCAGCAUUUGCAAAGGAAUGAUGUUUGAUGUUCAUGUAAAUUCAAUAUUGAUUUAGCUAAUAAUAAUUUAUUCUAUUUUAUUACACAGUUGACUUCUCCACUUAUUUCUUUUAUAACGCUAAUCAGCCUUAGGUUAAAUCAAUCCCAAUUAUAAUGGUCAUAUUUCUAAAUAAAAAAGUGAAAUAUAUGUCUACGAAAACAAGGGGAGUAAUACGAGUAGAAUAGCUUUUUUGAUAAUAUUUGUAUGAAAAUUACUGGGACAUUGAUUUUAUUGAUUCAUUGAAAUAAAGAAACCGGAACAGAAUUUGGCAGAACAAUACGUUGCAAUUUUUAUUGUUUAUCAACUUAAACCUAAUAAAGACGAAUAUUUUUAAUAUUAAUUGUCCAUCUUUUUCUAAAGUUCUUUAUAAUUGAGUACGUGAAUUAAUAAGUAUUUCAUCAGCAUGUCUUACUUAUGCAUUUUUAUUUAAAUUAAUUAAGAAGCUCAAUUGUUAUCUUCUGUACUUAUUGAUCGAGUAUUUAUAGGAAAAAAUCGAAAACUAUCAAAUUUAUAUGAACUGAGCUGUAAAAGUUUAAAUUUACUCUUUUUAAAAACGCCUCGCAUACCGGUAAUUUCCCAAUAUAUGCAUAUGUGAUAAUCAUUUUGAUUAAAGUCAGUAGCUAUCGAUUAUUGUCGUAAAUUUCAUUUUCAUUUUGAUAUUUUAUUUGUAAUUAAAAGCUCUUCACACAUUUAAUAUUCUUUAGCUGUGCAAAGAGGAUGAGCGCAAAAAAAAUUAAUAAAAUAAUUAAA
Messenger RNA from Magallana angulata, 1634 nucleotides. RefSeq lists its product as uncharacterized. The transcript has 2 exons. The record is from RefSeq and is a predicted model, not a curated record. Lineage: Eukaryota; Metazoa; Mollusca; Bivalvia; Ostreida; Ostreidae. Bases 110 to 556 code for a protein of 148 amino acids.